Penicillium daleae is the source of this 1221-nucleotide messenger RNA. RefSeq names its product F-box protein. NCBI's taxonomy places the organism in Eukaryota, Fungi, Ascomycota, Eurotiomycetes, Eurotiales, Aspergillaceae. Gene Ontology annotation, molecular function: protein binding. The transcript has a single exon. The coding region runs from base 1 to 1221 and encodes 406 amino acids. The record is from RefSeq and is a predicted model, not a curated record.
AUGUCAGACCCUGCCGAAUACGCUAAAGCCAUUAUCAGCUCAAAGGAGUGGGCCUGGGCGACCAAUCCUUUCAACUGGCAUGAUCAGGAUGAGCUUCGUCGGUUUGUCGCCCUCGACGGCCUCGACGAGUCCAGUCGCUUGAGCAGUACCACCCUGCUUACGCCCAUUUCGUUUGAAGCUGGCACCCAGCCCUCCGGUCCCGGGACUUUGUCAACACUCCCUCUCGAGAUAAUGUUCAAGGUGAUGGACUACCUGGAUAUCUCGUCCGUAGAGGCCCUCGGUCAGACUUGUAAGAUGGCCCGAUCCAUGAUCAAAAAACACCCGACCUACAAAAUCCUCAUCAAACUUGUACCCACCCUGCGAUCAGCCGUCGAAAAAUGCGGCUUGCAGGAAUCUGCCUGCCUCGAAGACCUUGCCGAGGAGUUACAUUACCCAUACUGCCGAGCUUGUGGUCAUCAGGGCACAGAGCUCUUCCUACCUCUCGGAGAACGCGUCUGCUUCAACUGCAGCACACUCAGCCCGGCCUACUGGUGUAUGGCUGUCCCCGAUGCUACGGCAGCCUUCUGUCUGAGUGAGGCACAAGUCCGAGAGUUUCCCAUCCUGAAACUCAAGGAAAGGUUUUGGGCUGCUAAUAAUUUCCUCAAGACCGUUAAUAUCGAUCGACAGGAUCUCGUCCCUGCGAAAGCCGCCUUCCUAACCGCGAUGAAGAUCUGGGGUAACCGCAAGACCAUGUGUCGCUACGCCGCCCCCAAUGACCCCGACGACGCUUUCGAUGCGCACCCCGAUGACGCCUUCCUCGGCGCUGCCUAUCGGUUCCUCCGCAAUAUGCAGGUCAAAGCCCCUAACGACCCGAGUCAACUUGAUGGCCCCCAGCCUCGGCUGCCUGAGUUUUAUGCCAACAUGAUCACCGUCCCGUUCCCGUACCUCCCGAAGGGAAAGACGGAAAUCGAACGCCGCUUCAUGUGCCGUGGAUGUUACUGGCUCGCCCAGCAGCCUAGAGUUGAAGCCGCCAUGCUCAAGUAUUCGGACAUUAACCCGGAUUUUUCUGCACAACGGGUGAAGCAAAUGAUCUCUGGCCGUCGUAACACUUCCUACUCGUGGGAAGAAUUGAUGAUGCACAUUCGGGGCUGUGCUGGAGCUGGAUUCCUGAUGUACCAGCACGUAAUUGAGAGAGACUAUGAGUAUGGUCUGGGAAAUAGACUUUUCUGGAGGCCUCAGUGA